Scylla paramamosain (green mud crab) is the source of this 4052-nucleotide messenger RNA. Its product is annotated as YTH domain-containing protein 1-like. Bases 260 to 1744 code for a protein of 494 amino acids. Gene Ontology annotation, biological process: regulation of mRNA splicing, via spliceosome; mRNA splicing, via spliceosome. NCBI's taxonomy places the organism in Eukaryota, Metazoa, Arthropoda, Malacostraca, Decapoda, Portunidae. The transcript is spliced from 7 exons. Gene Ontology annotation, molecular function: N6-methyladenosine-containing RNA reader activity; mRNA binding. Gene Ontology annotation, cellular component: nucleoplasm. The record is from RefSeq and is a predicted model, not a curated record.
GUAACAGUGGUGACUGCAGCAGCGACAGUGAGAGUGAGGAGCGUCCGGUGGGCUUGUCCUGCCUGGUGCGGAUAGACAGCUGGAUACAGUUCCUUGGAGAUCCACAGGCAGCCCCCACCUUGCCCUGCAGCUGAGGCACAAACUCCAUGCACUUGUCCUCCGCCGGCUGAGAGCGCCCAACAAGCCCCUGACGCAGAACGAUGAGGACGUGGUGCGAGUGGUGGGAGCAGCACUGAGUCAGGAGGAGCAGGCUCUCAACAUGGUGCAGCCGGCAGGGGUGGGGCAGCGACCACGCCCUCUCUAUCCACACAGCCAUCCACACGAAGGUGGCUGGUCUGUUGGCACCUCAGAUGACUCGCAGUCCAGCCACUCAUCCUCCAGAAGAACCAGUGAUGCUGCAACUCCCCCAGCACCCCAGCACACCCCAGCACCCAAGUUCCCCCAGCAGACAGCCUCCAAGCUCCCCCAGUCACCCACCACCAACACCAAUGCUAAUACUCUCAUGUCACCCGGAUUCAACCAAACAUCGGCCCAAUCAGCUCCCAAAAUUGGUUCUGGGGCGUCAGGAGGGAAAUUCAGUGUGCCCUUUGGGGGUAGUAAGGCUCCGGGUGGGUCCUCUGCUCCCCCACCCCCUGCCAACAAGGGUGUGGUGGGGGGAAUGGGUAUCGGGGGCAACAAGUUGGGGAAUAAGGAUAUGAAAGGAAUGUACCGUAACAACAACAACAGCCACGGUAGCAACAACCCUCACAGCACCACCACCAGUACCACACCUAACAACAACAACAACAAGAGCAAUGCCACCACUGGCACCACCACUACCCCCAGCACUGAGGGUGGAGGUGGGGGUGGUGGUGGUGGGGUAGCGAGUACUGUGGGAGCCAGCUGCUCCGGCCCCUUGGGAGGCAAGACGAGGUACUUCAUCAUCAAGGCGUCACUGUACAAGCAGCUGGAGGCCUCACACCACACCUCCCUCUGGGCCUUCACCCACAACACUGAGAAGAAGAUACUGCAGGCCUGGCAGGGGGGACAGGCAACAGUGCUGCUGAUCUUCACUCUUCACCGCGGUGGCCAGUUCAACGGGUACGCUCGUUUCCUGGCUCAGCGGACUGAUGAGAAGUGCCCGGAGAUCACCAAUGUCGGCCCCACUCUUGGCCCACUGUACAAGGUGGAGUGGGUCAAGAAGUGGAACGUUGGCUUCCACCACACGCGGCGACUGUACAACCCCUACAACGACAACCUGCAAGUCCACCUCAGUCGGGAUGGCCAGGAGGUGGAGCCUGGCAUUGGGGAGCAGCUCAUCCGCCUGUGGGAGAGAGGACCUGGUGGAGGAGGUGGGGGAAACUUUAAUAAAACCUCAAAUAACUCCUAUAUGAACUCUGGAAGUGGAGGAGGUGGAGGCAGUGGUGGUGGUGGUGGUGGAGGAGGUAUUGGAAGUGGUAGUGGUAAUGGUGGCAGUGGUGGUGGAAGUGGAAGUAAUAAUAGUACAAGUGGUGGAGGAGGUGGUGGUGGUGGUGGUGGAGGAGUUAUUCAUGAUCCACCCAGCACCACUCAGAACAGACACCCAAUCCACCCACCACACAUGAAUCAGGUCCACCACCCGCCCUUCCACCACCCACCAUUCAACCGUAACUAUGGAAAUGGCUACAACUACAAUGGUGGAGGUGGUGGUGGUGGUGGUGGCAGUGGAGGAGGUGGGGGUGGUGGAGGGUACAGAGGGAAUUACAGGGGAGGGUACAGGAGGUAGGCAGAGUGGGUGGAUUCUUCUCCACUUGUGUUUUGAUAUGAAGGUAGAGAGAUGGUGUGUGUGUGUGUGUGUGUGUGUGUGUGUGUGUGUGUGUGUGUGUGUGUGUGUGUGUGUGUGUGUGUGUGUGUGUGUGUGUGAGAGAGAGAGAGAGAGAGAGAGAGAGAGAGAGAGAGAGAGAGAGAGAGAGAGAGAGAGAGAGAGAGAGAGAGAGAGAGAGAGAGAGAGAGAGAGAGAUUGCAAUCCCUUCAUUCAGACUCAAUAAUUUAUCCCAAAACUCAAUAGGCAGCUUUAAAUACCCAGAUAUACCCAACCCCUCCACUCACACUAACCUUACUCAUUCAUGACACAAAGAUCCUUUACUUUAAGCAGGACUUGCAUAGAAGUAGUCGCUCCUGAAUGUUACCUCGCUAGUACAACAUGUGGGCUUCACUUACUCAUGCUGGUGGCUGGAGCUUUGUAGUGGAAGGAUGUGAUGUUUGGCAGAAGUGUUUGGUUUGGCCUUCUCUCUUGAACAUUUGGCAUGUGUAUGGUUUUUCUUUCUCCCUCUGAAAAAAGUUGUAUUUCUGAGGGUUAUCUCUCUUCCUCAAUAUUGUCACUCGUGUUUGGUUUUCUCUCUUCCUCCAUGCUCUGAAAAAAAAGUUGUAUUUGUGAGGAGUAUAUGAUUUUUCUAGCUUGUUUCAAGUAAAGCCUUUUUUUUUUUGUCUUCUUUCUUUCUCCAUGCUUUAAAGAAGUUAUAUUUGUGAGGGGUACUUUGCAAUAUUUCUAGCUUCUGAUAUUCUGUUUCAAGUAAAGCCUUUUGUCUUCCCUCUUUCUCCAUGCUCUGAAAAAAGUUCUAUUAGUGAGGAAUAACGCUAAGUCUACCUCCAUUACACUUCUGAUAUUCUGUUUCAGUUAAAGCCUUUUACACCCUCUCUCUUCCUUCUUCCAUGCCCUGGAAACAUAUUAGUGAGGGAUACAUGAACAGCUUCUCCUUUACACCUCCAAUAUUCUGUUCCAAGUAAAGCCUAGGCAUGAGAGAUGAACUCCUGCUUUUAUUCAGAGCUUUAGAGGAUCUAGUGCUUACAACAGAACCUCCAGUAACCAAAGAAAUAAUGGACAGUGCCAAGUUGAUCCUUCCUCAUGAUAAACCUCUGUAUUUACUUUCCUAUCAAGUGUGUUGGCUCACGUGAGGGAUAGAAGAUAGAGGAAUGGGUGAAAAAGGUGCAUGUUGACAGCAUAAUGAAGGAAGGGGAUAGAGGAAUGAAUGAAAUAUGAAAUGCAUUUCAAGUGUAUGAUAAAGAAUUGAUGAAGAAAAGGGAUAGAAAUGAAUGAAAGAUGAUGCAGUUUUGAGAACCUGAUGAAGAAUGAAUGAAAGAUGUAGAUGCAUUUUUAAAACAAUAAAGAAUGAAUGGAGGAAAGAGUGAAGGAAAGAGUGAAAGAUGAAGUGUGUUUAAAGAACAUGAUAAAGAAUGAAUGAAGGAAAGGGACAGAGGAACGAGUGAAAGAUGGAAGUGUAUUUAUAAGAGCACAAUAAAAAAAAACAAAUGAAGGAAGGACUGAAGUUUUGAAGACCUACAUGUGAUUAAUUAUGGCAAGGAGCUUAGGAGAGUUGAUUCAAUUAAUACAGUUAGGAACUCAAUAGGGAGCAGAGGAGAGAGAGAGAGAGAGGAGGGGGAGUUGGAAUCUGAUGAGGAGCUUAAUACUCAGUCCCUAUUGAUGUGUGUCUUCCUUGAGGUCACAGCAGUGUUUGGGUGUGGCUGCAAGAAUCAGCUUGUGCUGGUAUGGUGUUGAGAGGAGUGCGGUGGUGUGAUGUUGAGAAGAGAGGAGUGUGGUGGUGUGAUGGUGAAAGGAGAGGAGUGUGGUGAUGUGAUGGUGAAAGGACAGGAGUGUGGUGGUGUGAUGUUAAAAGGCGAGGAUGUGAUGUUAGUUAAGUCAGAUAUGAUUAUAUGUAACUGCAAUCAAAAGUUAUGCAUUAUUUAAAGUUGUGAUUUUUUUUUCUUUUUAUUUACUUGAAAAUGUGUGUGAGAGAGAGAGAGAGAGAGAGAGAGAGAGAGAGAGAGAGAGAGAGAGAGAGAAAGUCUAAUAUAUUUUGGUUUUGUAAUCUGUUUUCAUUUACUCACUUUUGUUUUGUUUAUUUUUCAUUUCUCAAUUUCCUUUCCUUCCCUCAACAACAGCAGGGAACAAGCAUUGCAAUUCACACCAUUUCUAUUCGUUCUGUACAUUAAUUCCCCUCGUCACCUGUUCUGUGUGUUUGUAUUUCAUUGCACAUACAAACUGGAGCCAGAUGAAGCAACUCUGUACAAUUAAGCAGGAAUAAAGAAUACAAUCA